Closterium sp. NIES-65 is the source of this 1628-nucleotide messenger RNA. Lineage: Eukaryota; Viridiplantae; Streptophyta; Zygnematophyceae; Desmidiales; Closteriaceae. The record is from the annotation of a GenBank genome assembly.
AUGCAGGACAGCCCACGUGUCGCCCAUCCGCACCUACGUGGCGUGCAGGCGAGCUCUCAUGGGUCGGACGCAGCGGGGCGCCUGCUGGCGGCGGGGGUCCGUGACUCGCGGCAGGGCGGCGCCUCAACGUGGGGCGGCUCGACAUUGGGCGGCUCGGCUUUGGGCGGCUCGACGUGGGGCGGUCAUGCGAGGGGCGGGACAACCGGGUCGCCUGGCAGGGACACGCGCCCUGCGCAUCCCGCCCCUCACUAUAGCCACGGAGGCAGGCAGCCAUGGACCAGCGCCCUGCCUUCCCCCCCUCCACUACUCUACCCCCCUACUUCCCCUUUUACCCCCCCACUACCUGUGGUGAUUCGGUUUGUGAGAAUUCUUAACAACCAACUCCUCUCAUCUCCUCUCCUCCCCCACUGCCCGUGGUCCUCAGCCCUGCGCAUCCCGCCCCUCACUAUAGUCACGGAGGCGGCAGCCAUGGACGAGCGCGAGGUGGCGGCGUUGCUGGCAGCAUCUGGGCAGAACGGACAACUCUUUCCCGCCCUGCUGCCGCCCGAGUCGCCGCCCGACGGCCGCCCGGUGCCUCGGAAUGUGAACGUGGCUCGCGUGCCGGUGGACCAGAGGAGAGUCAGGCGGGCUGAUGCUGCCAAGAUGAGGAGAGCGCUGGAUAAGAGCACAGUGACAGUGGGUCUGUACGUGAAGAAGGAAGAUCUCUCAGAGGAUUAUUACACUGAGGAGGGCGAGGAGGUGGGGGAGGAGGAGGGAGAGGAGGUGGGGAAAGCGGAGGAGGGGGUGAGGAAGGAGAGGAAGGGCAGUGCAGAAGACGGCAGUGUGCAUGUUGAGUUUCAUCUGCAUGUUGAGUUUCAUCUGCAUGUUGCGUUUCAUCUGCAUGUUGCGUUUCAUCUGCAUGUUGCGUUUCAUCUGCAUGUUGCGUUUCAUCUGCAUGUUGCGUUUCAUCUGCAUGUUGCGUUUCAUCUGCAUGUUGAGUUUCAUCUGCAUGUUGUGUUUCAUGUGCAUGUUGCAUUUCAUCUGCAUGUUGCGUUUCAUGUGCAUGCUGCGUUUCAAGUGCAUGUUGAGUUUCAUCUGCAUGUUGAGUUUCAUCUGCAUGUUGCGUUUCAUCUGCAUGUUGCAUUUCAUCUGCAUGUUGCGUUUCAUGUGCAUGCUGCGUUUCAAGUGCAUGUUGAGUUUCAUCUGCAUGUUGAGUUUCAUCUGCAUGUUGCGUUUCAUCUGCAUGUUGCAUUUCAUCUGCAUGUUGCGUUUCAUGUGCAUGCUGCGUUUCAAGUGCAUGUUGAGUUUCAUCUGCAUGUUGAGUUUCAUCUGCAUGUUGCGUUUCAUCUGCAUGUUGCGUUUCAUCUGCAUGUUGCGUUUCAUCUGCAUGUUGCGUUUCAUCUGCAUGUUGCGUUUCAUCUGCAUGUUGAGUUUCAUCUGCAUGUUGCGUUUCAUCUGCAUGUUGCGUUUCAUCUGCAUGUUGCGUUUCAUCUGCAUGUUGCGUUUCAUCUGCAUGUGGAGUUUCAUCUGCAUGUGGCACCAAUAUACAGGGGUCGUGGCCUCGGCACCAGGGUGCUGCAGAGAAUCCUCAGGGAGCUCCUGUCGAGGGGCAUAGGGGACAUCUCUGCUGUCGUGUGGCCCAACCAGCG